This is a messenger RNA of Cornus florida, 2334 nucleotides long. Its product is annotated as mannan endo-1,4-beta-mannosidase 6. Gene Ontology annotation, molecular function: hydrolase activity, hydrolyzing O-glycosyl compounds. The record is from RefSeq and is a predicted model, not a curated record. The transcript is spliced from 6 exons. Bases 713 to 2149 code for a protein of 478 amino acids. Lineage: Eukaryota; Viridiplantae; Streptophyta; Magnoliopsida; Cornales; Cornaceae.
UUUGUUCAUUCGAUGAAUUUCUUUAUAUACACACACACACCCAAAUUGUAUUUGAAAUAAAGGUUUGCAAUUUUCGUUUUGGGAAUAUGGGGAUGGAUAAAAACUCAAAAAAGUUUAAUAGUAUUAAACCAUUAUUCAUGGUUUUGCUCUUUCUAAAUCCCAGUUCCAGAAAUUAUGGUUGCCAUGAUUUCUCUCUCUGUAUAGAUAUAUAUCUUUAUAUAUAAUAUAUAUAUCAUGUUAUGCUUUAAAGUCAAGGUCCAGCAUAGACGGAUAGAUAAUAUUAUUUGUUGCUAAUAAUUACAUGGCUAUAAGUAAAAACUGCUCCAAAAUGGAGUGAUUAGGACAUUUGAACUAGAGCUGAAAAUGAGCUUCCAAUAUAGGAAUUUAUUGAAUUGCAGAAAUUGCUUAGUGGAGUUUCUUUUCCUAUGACCUCCAAUUAGACAGUCUGCUUAAUUAUAUGGGAUAAAAAGGAAAGAGAAAUAGAAAACUUAAUGGCAAUCAAUUUUCCAUUCCUUUUUUCAUUUGUUAAUCUGUGUCUGAAAGAGGAAACAGUGCAGAGAUAAGAAAUCAAAUUUUCUUUGCUUCAAAGGUAGAGACAUGGUUUCCUCUUCGACACUUCUCUUGUAUAUCACUGUAUUGUUGCUAUCAUAACUGAAACCUCAGACAUUCUAAUAUAUAUAUAUAUAUUUGUUGUGAAAGAAAACAAAUUGGAAUGUGGCUACUAACUCAAAAUAUGGAUACCCAUGAGCAAAAAUUUGAAUUUAAAAUCAUUUAUUUGGUGGCCAUUAUUGUGAUUUUUGCUAAAAUUUCGAGCUCCUCUGUUCUUGAGGUCAGUGGAGAUGAGAAUUUAGAGUUAAUGGUGGAGGGUGAAGGGACUCAUUUACCAUAUUCUAGCUCAAAUCAUGGGAUGUAUGAGUUUGAUGACUUGGAAGAUGAUACAUGGACAAUGGUGCAGAAAAAGGGGAACCAAUUUGUGGUUAAGGGCCAACCUUUUUAUAUGAAUGGAUUUAACACUUACUGGCUGAUGGUAUUUGCAGCAGACCAAUCAACAAGAGGAAAGGUUAGUGAGGUGUUUCAAGAGGCAUCUGCUGUGGGUUUAACGGUAUGUCGAACUUGGGCUUUCAAUGAUGGUCAAUGGCGAGCUCUUCAGAAAUCACCAUCCAUUUAUGAUGAAGAGGUUUUCAAGGCCUUGGAUUUUGUUGUGAGUGAAGCAAAGAAGUACAAGAUCAGACUUAUAUUGUCAUUAGUUAACAACUGGGAUGCUUAUGGUGGCAAACCACAAUAUGUUAAAUGGGGCAAAGCUGCAGGCCUGAAUUUGACUUCUGACGAUGACUUUUUCUCUCAUCCGAGUCUCAGAAGCUAUUACAAAGCCCAUGUUAAUACGGUGCUUAAUAGAGUCAAUACACUCACCAACAUUACUUACAAGGAUGAUCCUACAAUUUUUGCUUGGGAACUAAUGAAUGAGCCCCGCUGUACCUCAGAUCCCACAGGAGAUAAACUGCAGGCAUGGAUAGAAGAAAUGGCAGUCUAUGUGAAGAGCAUCGACCCAAAACACUUGGUGGAGAUUGGAUUGGAAGGAUUUUAUGGUCCCUCAACACUUAAUAGGGUUCAAUUCAAUCCAAAUACAUAUGCUCAACAAGUUGGAACUGACUUUAUCAGGAACCAUCAGAUUCUUGGGGUUGAUUUUGCUUCCGUUCACAUUUAUGCAGACUCUUGGGUUUCUCAAUCAAUAUCUGAUGCUCAUAUCCAAUUCAUCAAGUCAUGGAUGCAAGCACACAUUGAAGAUGCUGAGAUUGUCCUUAACAUGCCGGUCGUGUUUGCUGAGUUUGGGGUAUCUUCAAAAGACCCUGGCUACAAUUCCUCUUUCAGGGACACCCUCAUUAACACAGUGUAUACGGCACUCUUGAAUUCUACAAAGAAAGGGGGAAGUGGGGGUGGAAGCCUUCUGUGGCAGCUGUUUCCUGACGGAACAGACUACAUGGAUGAUGGGUAUGCAAUUAUCCUUUCUAAGUCUCCUUCAACAUCAAACAUCGUAUCUCGUCACUCCUCAAGGCUUAAUAUUUUCAACUCCUUGUGUUCAUGGAAAUGUCGUUGGGGUUGCAAGAAGAAGCAUCCUUGGGGAAAUUUACUCUACCAUGAUGAACUUUAAAAUUGUACAUAAAUAUAAAAAAGAGAAGUCUUGUUACAAUAUAAAAAGGGUUUGAAUCUGUUACCAUAAUUAAUAUGUUUAUGUAUCUGCGCAAGUAAGCAUAUUGAUGUGGAUUGUAUAAGCAAAGCUAUUGAGAAAUGAAAUACCUAAGUUACUAAUGCUUAUUCAAUGGAUUAUUUUGAUGA